GACACUGGCCCUCUCCAGGGCAGGGCCUGGCCCAGUGUUCCCUGAGGGACCACCCAGUGGCCCCCGUGGAGCAGUGUGGCUGGAAACGAGCACAGUCCUCCUCACUGUCUUCCCACCGUCUCUGGCAGACGGCUUUGCAGGCCUGACCAGCCAGUCCUUGCUGGAGGCCCCUGGUGUGAGCCGGAGAGACCAUGUCCAAGACCCCCAGCUGCCUGCUGCGGCUGCUGCGGGGGGCCCUGAGGCAGCGGGUCUGCACCGUGUAUAUCAUCGGCUUCAAGUUCACAUGCCUCAUCUCCGUCAUGAUCUACUGGCAUGUCGUGGGGGAGCCCAAGGACCAAGAGCAGCUCUAUACCCUGCCCGUGGACAUCUCCUGCCCCCGCUGGGCACCCCCAACCUCACCCUCUAGCACCCUCCCUCCGGGCAACAUCUUUUUCCUGGAGACCUCCGACAGGAUCAGCCCCAACUUCCUGUUCACGUGCUCGGUGGAGUCGGCCGCCAGGGCCCACCCCGAGUCCCGGGUGGUGGUCCUGAUGAAAGGGCUGCCCGGCAGCAACGCCUCCCUGCCCCGGCACCUGGGCCUCUCCCUUCUGGGCUGCUUCCCCAACGUCCAGCUGCUCCGGCUGGACCUGGAGGAGCUGUUCAGAGACACACCCCUGGCCGCCUGGUACGCGUCGGGGCGCAGGCGCUGGGAGCCCUACCUGCUGCCCGUGCUGUCUGACGCCUCCAGGCUGGCGCUCUUGUGGAAGUUCGGGGGCAUCUACCUGGACACGGACUUCAUCGUCCUCAAGAGCCUGCGGAACCUGAGCAACGCGCUGGGCACCCAGUCCCGCUACGUCCUCAACGGCGCCUUCCUGGCCUUCCAGCGCAGGCACGAGUUCCUGGCGCUGUGCAUGCGCGACUUCGUGGCCCACUACAACAGCUGGGUCUGGGGCCACCAGGGCCCGCAGCUGCUCACGCGGGUCUUCAAGAAGUGGUGCUCCAUCCGCAGCUUGGACGAGAGCCAGGCCUGCCGUGGCGUCACCACCCUGCCCAGCCAGGCUUUCUACCCCGUCCCCUGGCAGAACUGGAAGAAGUACUUCGAGGACAUCAGCCCCGAGGAGUUGCCCCGGCUGCUCGGCGCCACCUACGCCGUCCACGUGUGGAACAAGAAGAGCCAGGGCACACGCCUCCAGGCCACAUCCAGGGCACUGCUGGCCCAGCUCCAGGCCCGCUACUGCCCCACCACGCAUGAGGCCAUGAGGAUGGGCCUGUGAGGGUCGCCAGGCUGCCGCCCCACCUGCAACCUUCCCGGGGAGGUCUGGGAGGGGCCUGAGCCGCUGCACAGGAAGGCGGGCUGUGGAGGGGGUGCUGUGGGAGCACGGGCUCCAGCCCUCCCAGCUGCAGCCCUCCCAGCCAGCGUGAGGCUGGUGGGUGCCCCCGGCCACCCCUUCUCAGGGCAGAGGCUGACAGGGGUGCAGAUUCGGCCGAGUGAGCCCAGGGGCAUGUGGGCCUUCAUACAGCAGACCAGGGGAUCGAACCUCAAAGCACCUUCUGGGGCAGC
Messenger RNA from Tupaia belangeri chinensis (Chinese tree shrew), 1540 nucleotides. It is a transcript of the gene A4GALT, whose product is annotated as alpha 1,4-galactosyltransferase (P1PK blood group). Gene Ontology annotation, molecular function: galactosyltransferase activity. Lineage: Eukaryota; Metazoa; Chordata; Mammalia; Scandentia; Tupaiidae. The transcript is spliced from 2 exons. Gene Ontology annotation, biological process: glycosphingolipid biosynthetic process. Bases 192 to 1253 code for a protein of 353 amino acids. The record is from RefSeq and is a predicted model, not a curated record.